Aureobasidium vineae is the source of this 1137-nucleotide messenger RNA. NCBI's taxonomy places the organism in Eukaryota, Fungi, Ascomycota, Dothideomycetes, Dothideales, Saccotheciaceae. The record is from the annotation of a GenBank genome assembly.
AUGUUGAACCUUCCAAAAACCAAGCCAUGGAUAACAUUUGAGCAAUGGAGCCUGGACUACGAAAGCCCGAUGAUCACCAUCUGGAUUGGACGCACACCUCAAAUUAUUGUCAAUGACAGCUGGACCGCUUCCGAGUUGAUGGAGAAGCGAGCCGAUAUCUACUCAUCACGCCCAAGACGGGUGGUUAUGGGUGACGUCUGUGGGACAACAGAAUCUAACCAGGUAUUGCUGAAGUACAACGAUCACUGGCGGACACAGAGGAGGAUCAUGGUAGGGCAACCUUUCCACCAUGGGCAUCUCGACAUCAUGACUGACUUGUUGCGAUAUAGNCAUCUUGCUGUGGGUUCCCAAGCUGUGCGCCAGUACAGAGAUUUCCAAGCAGACGAGUCUGCGAUCCUGAUGAAAGACCUCAUGAUCAUGCCAGACGGAUAUGUCACGUCGAUUGAGCGCUAUUCGUGCUCCAUUGUGUCAAUCCUGGGCUGGGGCAGACGCAUCAGCGAUCGCGACGACUACAUUGUGAAACUCGCCACGACCUUCAUGGAAGAUAGAACCGGCAUGGAAGUGCCUGGCGCUUACUGGAUGGAGGCUAUUCCUGAAAUGCAAUAUUUACCCAGCUGGCUCUAUCCUCUACCACACCAGUUACGCCAUCUUGGUGACGCACUGAAAGCAUAUUGGUGGGCCUUGACAGAGGAGGGCGCGCAAGCACCUGAGCACAACUUCUCCAAGUCCCUCAUGGUUGAUGGGCAGCGGCAAGGACUUUCCAAGGCUGACAUCUCCGAUAUGACAGCAAAUCUCAUAGGNGGUGGGGUGGACACCAGCUCCAGCACUAUGCUAACGUGCAUACUUGCCAUGUGCGUUUUUCCAGAGGCCCAAAAGCAAGCGCAAGAAGAAAUUGAUCGCGUCGUGGGACAUGAUCAGUGCCCGGACUGGGAUGCGCUCGAUUCUCUUCCAUACUGUCGUGCUCUUUUCAAGGAGACACUCCGCUGGCGCAGCGUCACAGUACUUGGUGGCCUACCACAUGCACCAAUCCGGGAUGAUGUCUUNUCGGGGCAAGCGCAAGCGACCCUACCCGAACACCCGUGGACACAAUGCCUUUGGUUGGGGCAGAAGGGCAUGCAGUGGGCAGCCUCUAGCUGA